UGUUCUAUGGAGCUGUUUUGACAUUUUAGCAUUUUAGUGGUUAGGUCAUUUUGCUAGAACUGGAACAUCAAAAUAAAAUUUAAUUAUUUUUAUUCCUUUACACACUUAAAUACUUAUUAAUAUUAAAAUGGAUUUGUCAAAAAUGCCAAAUGAAAGAAAAUUGUACCUUAGCAAAUGGUACUUUAUAAGUGGAUUGGCUUUUUUGCCCUUUAUUUGGGCAGUUAACGCUGUAUGGUUUUUUAACGAAGCUUUUAGGAAACCAGAAUAUGCAGAACAAAAGCAGAUUAGAAAAUAUGUUAUUUGCUCUGCAGUGGGAGCUUUAUUAUGGCUUAUUGGAUUAGUUACAUGGGUAACGAUUUUCCAGAUCAACAGGGCAAGUUGGGGUGAAUUCGCAGAUUCAAUAUCGUUUAUAAUACCACUUGGAACACCAUAAUUUUAUUUUUGCUUCAGAAAAACAUUUUUUAUAUUGAAAUUAGUAAAAUAAAACAAAGUAAGUGACAAAACGACAUAUAUUUUACAUAUUAAUAUUAUUUACCAAUAAAGUAUUAUAAUAAAUUUAUAUUAUACUUAAAAAAAUAUAAUCUAAAUAAUGGCAAGAUAAAUUGUCAAAAAAGAAGGAAUGUAUGUAAUAAUUAUAAAUUAAUAACUUUAAUACUA
This is a messenger RNA of Sitophilus oryzae (rice weevil), 657 nucleotides long. RefSeq names its product gamma-secretase subunit pen-2. Gene Ontology annotation, cellular component: gamma-secretase complex. Bases 128 to 433 code for a protein of 101 amino acids. Gene Ontology annotation, biological process: Notch receptor processing. The transcript is spliced from 3 exons. The record is from RefSeq and is a predicted model, not a curated record. Lineage: Eukaryota; Metazoa; Arthropoda; Insecta; Coleoptera; Curculionidae.